Gongylonema pulchrum is the source of this 600-nucleotide messenger RNA. NCBI's taxonomy places the organism in Eukaryota, Metazoa, Nematoda, Chromadorea, Rhabditida, Gongylonematidae. The record is from the annotation of a GenBank genome assembly.
AUGAUGGCAAACGAAUCCGAAACUGCAGACGAUUCCUAUAUCCUUGGGACAAGUGUAACGUGGAAGUGGGUGGAAAAAAAGCUUCAAAACGUAUUUCAAACGAAGGCUUAUUUUGGAAGGAAAAAAAAUGCGAUUCGGAUUGGAUACGGUGAGGGGUAUGUUUGUGUUUUGGGUCGAAUGUACCUGGAUUGGGUUAAUUAUUCUGAAUCAGACAAACUGCCGGAAACACUUGUUAUCAAGCUGCCUGUGGACCAAGUGACUGAAGAAAUGCAGCAGGAUACAACAUUUAGGACGGGAUCAGCUGGUUGGGAUUUGCAGAUCUUCAGCACCAUGAUGCAUGAUUUCAGGGUGAAAGGUCACGCCAAUGAAGUAAUAUUCUAUAAAUGGCUUCAGCAAAAAGAUAUUAAUAUUGAGAAUAUCCCGCACUGUUAUAUUGCGCAAGAUUCCAAUCAGGACCAGUCUCAGGGGUUAUUGGUUAUAGAAGAUAUGGGUGAAGAAGCAUAUGCUUCAUUGCCUUUUGAUGGUCUGGAUUCUGAAGACUUGUCUCAGGUGCUUCUGAGUUUCUCGUUCCUAACAACAGAUAAUUCGAGCCAUAUGUAG